GAUGACCUAAUGGAAUUGAAUUGGGGAACCAUCCUGUUGUGGGCUCUAGUGUUGGACUGUGGCUUGGCUGCAGGCAGUAUCCUGUACAGGGUCCAAGAGGAGCAACCCCCAAACACCCUCAUAGGUAGCCUGGCAGCAGACCAGGGUCUGCCAGACUCGGGUCACCUUUAUAAAUUGGAGGUGGGGGCCCCGUACCUUCGUGUUGAUGGAAAAACGGGAGAUAUCUUCACCACAGAGAUCCCCAUAGACAGAGAGACCCUGAGGGACUGUCGGACCCAGACUAAAGGGAAGCCCUGCUACCUCGAAUUCGAAGUGUCGGUGACGGACCUGAUCCAAAACCAGAGCCCACGGCUCGUUGAGGGUCGGAUUGAGGUACAGGACAUCAAUGACAACACACCCCAAUUCCCCUCUUCCGUACUCACUAUCUCCGUCCCUGAGAACACACAUAUGGGGGCGCUCUUCUCCAUACCCCUAGCUACAGACCGGGACUCGGAGAGGAAUGGUGUGGCUGACUAUGCCCUGACAGCAGGGCCAGAUGCAGCAACUCUCUUUGGCCUGCAGGUAGCUGAGGACAGGGGUGAGAAGCUUCCCCAGCUCAUCGUCCUGGGCAGCCUAGACCGUGAGUUAAAAGAUUCCUAUGACCUGACCAUCAAGGCAGUGGAUGGAGGAAACCCACAGCGCCAAAGCAGCGCUUUGCUGAGAGUGGUGGUCACCGAUGCCAAUGACAAUGCUCCCAAGUUUGAGAGGUCUACUUAUGAGGCAGAAGUGUCAGAGAACAGCCCUGUUGGGCACUCUGUGCUGCAGGUGAAAGCAAAUGACUCUGACAUGGGCCCUAAUGGAGAAAUUGAGUACACUCUUCAUCAAGCAUUAGACCCAGUGCCAAAACUUCUCCGAAUCGAUCGGUCCACUGGAAUUAUCUAUGUCAAAGGAUCACUGGAUAGGGAGGAAAUCAGCAGCUUGUCUUUCUACGUGGUCGCAAGGGAUAAAGGUCCACAGCCUAAAAGUUCCAAGACCUUUGUAACUAUUGAGGUAACUGAUCAAAAUGACAAUGCUCCAGCUGUGGAAAUACGUGGCAUCGGUCUUGUGACUCACAGUGAAGGGGUGGCGAACAUAUCAGAGGACAUGCCAGUGGGAACAGCCGUAGCCUUGGUGCAAGUGUCUGAUAGGGAUGAAGGCGAGAAUGCUGUGGUCACCUGUGUGGUAGCAGGUGAUGUGCCCUUCCAGUUGCGCCCUGCCAGUGACUCUUCCAGUGACAACAAGCGCAAGUAUUUCCUGCAGACCACCACCCCUCUUGAUUACGAAAGAAUAAGGGAUUAUCGUGUGGCAAUUGUUGCUGUAGAUUCUGGCAACCCAGCCCUCUCUAGUACAAACUCUUUAAAGGUGCAGGUGACUGAUGUGAAUGAUAACUCUCCAAUAUUCUCACCAACCCUGUUUAAGGUAGAUUUUGCUGAGGAGAACCAACCGGGGGAGAAGGUUGUGGAUUUGACGGCUUCGGAUGCUGACAGUGGCACCAAUGCAGAACUCCUCUAUAGCAUUGUUUCAGACUCAUCCAUCAAGGGCCUUUUUGAAAUUGACCCAAAUUCAGGAGAAAUAAGAGCCCGAAGCCCUCUUGAUCGAGAACAUAAAGAACACUAUGAGUUCCAGGUAACUGCAGCUGACAAAGGGUCCCCCAGCCAUAAAGGAACAGCAACCGUCAUGAUUAAAGUUCUUGACCGAAAUGACAAUGACCCCAAGUUUAUGUUGAGUGGCUAUAGCUUCUCCGUCUUGGAGAACAUGCCUCCUCUCAGUCCUGUUGGCAUGGUUACAGUUUUAGAUGUGGACAAGGGUGAAAAUGCGCGUGUUCACCUCUCAGUUGAGCCUGAUGGGGGGAAGUUUGUGGUGCAAAAUGGCACAGGCACUAUUCUCUCCAGCAUAUCUUUUGACAGAGAGAAGGAGAGCAGUUACACCUUCCGUUUGAAAGCAGUGGAUGGAGGGGAGCCUCCCAGAUCUUCAUAUGUUGGUGUUACUAUCAACGUGCUUGAUGAAAAUGACAAUGACCCCGUGGUCACCAAGCCAUCCAAUUCCUCUUUCAGGCAUUUGUCCCCCCUUGCUUCCCCAGAUAGCCAUGUGGAAGUAGUGGAGGCCGAAGACCUGGACAGUGGGCCUAAUGCAGAGCUGGCCUUCAGUAUCACUGGUGGAAACCCUUACCAGUUAUUCCACAUCUCCCCCUCCGAUGGAGAGAUCACUCUGGCUAAAGAAUUGACCAGAAAACACGGUGGGCUACAUCGCUUGGUGGUCCGGGUGAGUGACAGGGGCAAGCCUGCACGUCACACCACUGCUCUGGUUCACAUCUACAUCAAUGAAACCAUUUCAAAUGUGAGCUUGGUUGAGGCACUAGUAGGACACAGUCUCUACACACCGUUGGACAGAGACAUUGCUGGUGACCCCGACAGUGGUUUCGCUGCUCAGCGCAGUAACAUUCUGUAUGGCAGCCUUGCUGGUGUGGCCGGCGUUGUGAUGUUAAUCUUGGUGGUUGUAUUUAUUAGACAUCGCAUCCACAGAGAGACAAAGAGUGGUUACCAGGCCGGUAAGAAAGAGUCAAAGGACCUAUAUGCCCCAAAACAGGCACCAAAGAAUGGGAAAAGUAAACAAGGGAGGAAAGGAAAGCCCCCAAAGUCCCCCAAAACUCUUGGCGAAGAGGAAGAAGUCAGCCUUCAAAAGAGUCUUAAGUUCAACCUUGAUGGAGUUAGUGAUAGUCCCAGGAUCCACCUGCCCCUAACAUAUUCUCCUGGAAGCCCUGAUAUAGGCAGGCACUAUCGCUCCAAUUCCCCCUUACCUUCCAUCCAGCUGCAGGCCCAGUCACCCUCAGCCUCUCAGAAGCAUCAGGCUGUCCAGGACCUUCCAGCCACCAACACCUUUGUAGGAACAGGAGGAGACGAUAAUUCUACUGGCUCUGACCAGUACUCAGAUUACAGCUACAAGACUGGCCAACCAAAGUACACCAACAAACAGCAUCCUCAUCGCCGAGUCACUUUCUCCACAACCAACCCAGUGCAGGACCUGCAGGACGCCUCUCAGCACAGCUAUUAUGACAGUGGCUUGGAGGAGUCUGAGACGCCCAGUAGCAAGUCAUCAUCUGGGCCUCGUAUCGGACCCCUGACCCUGCCCGAGGACCACUAUGAGAGAACCACUCCAGAUGGCAGCAUCGGAGAGACCGAGCACCCUGAAAAUGAUAUUCGUUCCCUCCCUGACGUGGCAAUGACCGGAAACUGUACACCAGAGUGCAGUGAACUGGGCCACUCAGAUGCCUGCUGGAUGCCCGGGCAUCCUUCGCCUGUACGCAAGGCCAGGAACCCCCCGAAACUCUCUACCUUCGUGCCUUACCAGGAGAGAGGAAGCCUGGGCCGUCUGGCAAACGGAAGCGCCAGGCUGGGCGGAGAGGAGCACCGGUCCCGCCUUCCACCCUCCCGCAGUGCCUAUUCCAGCAGUGGUCAUGCCCCCAAUCAGGACUGCCCCCUGGAGGAGAUGCCUCUGAGUGUAGCCUCUGAGUUCCCACCCACCUCCCCUGCUGCCCAAACCCCGAAAAGAGAAAUCUAUCUGUGA
Molecule: messenger RNA, 3582 nt
Organism: Lampris incognitus (smalleye Pacific opah)
Lineage: Eukaryota; Metazoa; Chordata; Actinopteri; Lampriformes; Lampridae
Gene: pcdh1a
Product: protocadherin 1a
Exons: 4
Coding region: 10-3582 (1190 amino acids)
Biological process (GO): homophilic cell-cell adhesion
Cellular component (GO): plasma membrane
Molecular function (GO): calcium ion binding
Source: RefSeq, a predicted model, not a curated record